GUUUUUUUUUCUUUUGUGCUCUUUAAACACACAUAUACCAAUAAUAUGGCUUCGUUUGGUGGAUUUGGCUCUACAACGCCUUCUUUUGGUGCAACCAACACGCAAACAUCAGCCGGUACAUUAUUUGGUGGCUCUGCUGCUACUUCGACACCAUCAAAUACAAAUCUACUUUCCAACAAUACCUCUGCUGGUACUUUGUUUGGCGCAAAUACCAGUAACUCUUCAUCAGCAGGAACAUUAUUUGGGGGUUCAGCAACAAACACUACGACUUCAACAGGGUUUGGUGGAUUUGGAACGCAACCUGCUACUUCGAAUGCGUUCGGUACGACAACACCAGCAUCGAAUACAACAGGUGGAUUUGGAACAGGUUUUGGAGCCACUUCGCAACCUGUCACGGGUGGAUUUGGAUCAACCGCUACUUCACAACCUGCAGCUACAGGCUUUGGAGCCACCACCACCAACACCACAGGCUUUGGUACAGGCUUCGGUGCCACUUCGCAACCUGCCACAACGGGUUUUGGUUUUGGAGCAACUUCACAACCUGCAGCAAACACAGGGUUCGGUGGAUUUGGUUCUACUGCUACAACCGGUAGUUUUGGAGGUUUUGGUUCAACAAGUGCUGCACCUGUUUCAACAGCCGGUGGCUUUAGUGGGUUUGGAAAUACAGCAACAGCAGCUAAACCUGCCUUUGGCACAAUGAACAACAACAACACAAGUCUGUUUGGUGCUAAUAAAACAACCGGAUUUGGUACUCAACCUAGCACUGGUUUUGGUAUGCAACAACAACAACAACAACAACAACAACAACAAGUGCAAGAGAAAGUAUGGCAGGAUCUUGCUUUAAUUCGAGCUCAUUUUGAUCCUACUUCACCACUUUGUCAAUUUAGACAUUACUUUUAUAAUAUGGUACCAGAGAAUGAAGUCCAUUUAUAUGUUCGUCCUCAGAACCAAGAUGAACAAUUAUGGAAUGAAGCUAUGCGUAGAAAUCCUGAUCCUAAAAAAUUUGUACCUGUACUGGCUAUUGGAUUUGAUGAUAUCUUGAAGCGUAUGGAAGUUCAAUCAAAUCAAGCUGAAUUACACCAAGAAAAGUUAAAAGAGACUUCAGAAAGAUUGCAAUCAGUGCAGCGACAAUAUAUGCUCGGAACACUUGUUAAACUUGAAGAACAUAAACGUCGUCAUACAGACUUAACUCAAAGAUUACUACGUCUUCUUAGAUAUAGUUCAGUGCUUCGUUAUAAGGGUUUCCCAUUGAAUACAGAUGAAGAAGCCACCAUUCAGCAAUUAGCACAACUGGCUGAAAGUAAUGAAAGCCCAGAACAAUUGAAUGUAAAGAUGAUUGCCUUAUGGAAUCGCCUUCAAUCCUUGAAAGCACAAACGAGUCAAGAUAGAGACAGUAAAUAUGAAGUAUGGCGCACAGUGAGUGAAGAAGACACAAACAUAAUUGCAAAGGUCUUGAGUGAUGAACAUCACGGUAUAAAACACAUUACAAGCAUAUUAAAAUCAGACGGAAAGGAAUUGGAAGCCAUUGAAGAUGGAUUGAAAGAGUGUCGUAAUACAUUCAAACGUCAAGCACAAUAAAUUACAAUCAAUGCUGCAUGUUACAAUCAAAUAAAAGGGAGUCUAGAAAGAGAGGGAGAUUGUCUUUUAUUUGUAUUACACACUGUAAAUUGAAAUAAUAGGGCUGGUCUUGAAUAACUUUCAGUAUAAAUAACCUGUUGUCGAUCUCACACCCCCUUUCU
Gilbertella persicaria is the source of this 1739-nucleotide messenger RNA. RefSeq names its product nucleoporin complex subunit 54-domain-containing protein. Bases 46 to 1578 code for a protein of 510 amino acids. Gene Ontology annotation, cellular component: nuclear pore central transport channel; nuclear pore. Gene Ontology annotation, biological process: NLS-bearing protein import into nucleus; protein localization to nuclear inner membrane; nuclear pore organization. Lineage: Eukaryota; Fungi; Mucoromycota; Mucoromycetes; Mucorales; Choanephoraceae. The record is from RefSeq and is a predicted model, not a curated record. Gene Ontology annotation, molecular function: structural constituent of nuclear pore. The transcript is spliced from 7 exons.